This is a messenger RNA of Pundamilia nyererei, 2031 nucleotides long. Its product is annotated as nuclear factor 7, ovary. Bases 145 to 1536 code for a protein of 463 amino acids. Lineage: Eukaryota; Metazoa; Chordata; Actinopteri; Cichliformes; Cichlidae. Gene Ontology annotation, molecular function: protein binding. The transcript is spliced from 7 exons. The record is from RefSeq and is a predicted model, not a curated record.
GUUUGGCUUUUUAUUAUGCAACAGGCUGUUCAGUGCUUCCGGACGCUGGUUAAAAAAAAAAGAAAGAACAAGUUUGAGCCUAUUGACGACUGGUAUACAGCACAUUAGGUAACAACACAGCAGGGAAGGAUAAGGUGUCUGACUAUGUGCUGCAAGCUGAAGCUUGUUACCCAGGAACAUACCCAUCCUGCACUUCUAGCACAACGUUACAGAAACAAACAGCAGCGAACUCAGUCCUCAGAAAUGGCAGAAAGAGAGUCGUGCUCCCUCGGUAAUGGAACGUCAACAGCCGUUUACACUAAUCUUUUAGCGCCCUCUGAAGGCAUCCACAGCCUACUGCAAGACGGGCUGAGCUUCACUCCACUGGACGCCAGCAGUGACGGCACUAUUCAACCUUUUUCUCGUUCACCCAAACUACAGCGUAAGGCUGCCAAAACCGCACAACCCUCUCAGGAGCAGUUAACCAGACGUAUCCAGGAGCUGCAGGCUGAAACGUCCAAGACUGAGGCGCGGAUCCAGUCUCUGAAGAAACGCAAGGCCGAUCUCUCUAGGACCACAGAGGUCAUGAAGCAGCAGGUUCGAGAGCACUUUGAGAACAUGCGGUGCAUUUUGAAGCAGGAUGAACAGGUGAUCCUGGACUCUCUGGAGCUGGACCUGAGGCAUACAAGGACCAAGCUGGACCAGGUUCUAAAGAAGUGGGAUAACUACCACGACCAGGUCACCAAGAGCAUCAGCAGCAUACAGAGAACGUUGAGUAAAAGCACCACAGCGAAGGAAGGCGAGCAGGGUCACUCUGAGACUGCAAGCCUUAAGAAGCCAGACACGUCUGAGAAGGAAAUCAGGCUGAAUGAAGAGAGAUUUGAGAGGCUUCUAAAAACACUCUCCUCCAUCGCCAAAAACCUCAAGGCCAGGCUGCAGAGGAAGACUCUACUCUUAGAUUCUUUCCCCAUAAUGAUCGACAGGCAGUCUUGCCAUAAUCUGAUCAGAGUGACAUCAGAGGGGCGGGGCAUGUCCUUCUCUGGCUCUGCUUGCCCAGCUCCAGAACAUCCCCUUCAGUUUGAUAAGGUAUGCUGUGCUCUGGGGUCCUCUCCCAUCACAGCAGGUCAGAGUUACUGGGAGGUAAAUGUCCGCUGCUGCUCAGCCUGGGCUGUGGGUGUAGCCUAUGACACCCUUGAGAGAAAGGGCAAUGACAAGGGCGCCAAGCUGGGCCGAAACAGGAACUCAUGGUGCGUGGAGUUUCAGAGCCGCAAUCUGACCGCGUGGCACAACAACCGGCACAUAUCAUGUCAAGGAGUGGGGCAGACUCCAAUUAGAAAAGUGGGAGUGUGGGUUAAUUAUGACAAAGGCCAGCUGAUAUUUUACGAUGCAAAAAACAUGGUUGUCCUGCAAAAGUUCUCAGCAGCCAUGACACCGGUGUUCGACAGAGCUCAUCACCAGUUCACUCAACCCCUGUACCCCGCCAUACGCUUCCUGAGACCACCGGACAAUCAGGUCUGGCCAAACCACUUGGAGUUUUGUUCCCAGAAGUUUCUGUGAUACCAUUAUCAUAUUCUACAUAAAGUUGUGCUUAGAAGUUUACAUAUGCUCAUCAUUGUGAUGAAUGCUAUGAAUGUUAUAUCUUUGAACUACGUAGAACGAUUGUACAGCAUAAAAGCUUUAAUGACUAAAGGCUCAAAUAUGCACUUAAAUCUUUUAACAGAUGGCACUGAAAUUAUUUUUACCUUGACAGGGCCUGUAAAUAAUUUGAUCAACUGACUACAACUGGUAGUUUAUCUUUGCCAGCAUAAAAAAAGGAUUUGCUUGACAGCACUCAUGAGACCAAAACUUAGAACAAUGGAAAACUCGGAACUGUAGGUUCUACAAAGGAUUAUAGAUUUACACAAGUUCAGAAAGUCUGAUGAAAUCCUCCCCAAAUCUGAUUCCAGGGUCAUCGGCUCAAAUAUACACAAGUACAUAUUUGUGCCUGUAUAUAUGCUUUUGACCUUUGAAGCCUGAUCCAUGAAAUAACUGCUAAUUUUUUUUAAAAGAUUU